AUGAAAUCAAUUAAUUUUCUAAAUAAAACCAAAGGUAUUUUUAAUUAUUAUAAUAAUUUUCAAAGAAAUCAUUGUAGUAUUGUUUUAAAUGGAAAUAAAGAAAAUAAAAUUUCAUCAUUGUAUAGUUGGGGUUGUAAUAAAGACGGUAAACUAGGUAAUAAUAAUGAAUUGGUUGAUUGUGAAGCAUUUCCUAAUAGAAUCUCAAGUUUUCAAAUUAAUAAUAAUCAAAUAAUUGAUAAUCAAUCAUUUAGUAAUAUUGGUAUAAAAGAUAUAGAAUGUGGUCAUUAUCAUACAAUGAUAAUUGAUAAAAAUGAUAACUUAUAUCAAUGUGGUUGGACCUCAUUUGUAGGUAUUAAUAAUUUAACAAAAAAUAAUAAAAAUCUAAUACCAACUAUUAUAAAUCCAUCAUCAUCAUCAUCAUCAUUUAAAAUUAAAAAUGUUAGUGGUGGUAGAAGACAUACAUUAAUAUUAACAAAAGAUGGUAAAGUUUAUUCAUAUGGAAUUGGAUCAGAAUAUCAAUUAGGUCAUGGUGAUAAUCAGAAUAGAUCAGAACCAACUGAAAUUGAACAACUUUCAAAAUAUGCUAUAAUUAAAGUUGUAAGUGGAUGGGGACACUCAAUAGCAUUAUCAAAUGAUGGUAAAUUAUAUUCAUGGGGAUUUUCAAACGAUUCUCAAACUGGUCAUGGAUUCUUAAUUGAUAAUCCAAUCAAAUCACCAAAAUUAAUCGCCAGUGAUUUCAAUUUCAAAAAUGUUUUCUCUGGUAGUGAUUUCGUAAUCACAAUCACUGAUAAAGGUGAACUAAUUACAUUUGGUUCAAAUGAAUUUGGUCAAUUAGGUAAUGGUACAAUCAUUAAUCAAGAAUUUCCAAUCAAUAUAAUUAAUAAUCAUUUUGGUGGUGGUGGUGGUGGUGGUGGUGCUAAUUCAAAAUUUAAUAAAAUUAUUGAAUCAGCAGGUAAAGGUAAAUUUGAUAAAAGGAUAUCAUGUGGAUUUUCACAUUGUUUAAUUUUAAAUGAUGAUGGUGAAUUAUUUACAUUUGGUUGGAAUGGUAAUGGUCAAUUAGGUAUUGGACGAUCCAAUAGUAAUAAUAAUAAUACAUAUGAAUCAAUACCGAUAAAAUUAGAUUCAAGUUUAUUUAAUGGUGAAAAGAUUGAAAUGGUAUCUGCUGGUAGAAAUCAUUCAGUUGCUUUGACUGAAUCUGGUAGAUUAUAUCUUUGGGGUAACUCAAAUCAUGGUAAACUUGGCAAUGGUACUGUAUCUGGUAAUAUCUAUGAACCAACGGAAUUAUUUGAUUUCGAUGAAUCUGUACCACAAUCAUUUCCACUAGAAUUUCAAAAAGUUUUAAAUAUUUCAACUGGUUUUGAUCAUACAAUUAUAGAAUUAUUAGAAUAA
Messenger RNA from Dictyostelium discoideum AX4, 1389 nucleotides. RefSeq lists its product as hypothetical. The record is from RefSeq and is a predicted model, not a curated record. The transcript has a single exon. The coding region runs from base 1 to 1389 and encodes 462 amino acids. NCBI's taxonomy places the organism in Eukaryota, Evosea, Eumycetozoa, Dictyosteliales, Dictyosteliaceae.